Molecule: messenger RNA, 525 nt
Organism: Echinococcus granulosus
Lineage: Eukaryota; Metazoa; Platyhelminthes; Cestoda; Cyclophyllidea; Taeniidae
Product: Programmed cell death protein 6
Exons: 5
Coding region: 1-525 (174 amino acids)
Molecular function (GO): calcium ion binding
Source: RefSeq, a predicted model, not a curated record
AUGAGCCAACCCUUUUCGCGAGAUCGUUUAUGCCAAAUUUUUCAGAAACUAGAUAAAGAUGGAAGUGGGACGCUUUCCGCCUCAGAACUUCAGAAAGCUCUGUCUAACGGAACUUGGACUCCUUUCAAUAUCAUGACUGUACAGGCAAUGAUCGACCUCUUUAGUCCCAAUCACUCGUUGGAGGUCAACUUUGAUGGGUUCCUCCGUCUUUGGGAUUUUGUCGAAGGAUGGCAGCGCUACUUCAAGGCUGUUGAUCGCGAUAAUUCAGGAUGUAUAGACAUCCACGAGCUACAGUCCGCUAUAUCGCAAGCAGGCUAUCGACUAAGUCCUGCAAUGUACCAGCUUAUGAUGUGCCGCUUUGAUCGUCAAAAAAAGGGCGUUGUUUACUUCGAUGACUUCAUGCACAUGUGCAUCAUACUGCAGAAACUGACGGAACAGUUUCGAAAUCUGGACACCGAUCGCGACGGCUACAUUCAGAUAGGGUUCGAGGACUUCCUAGUUCGUGUCUUUACCGUGUUCACAUAA